AUGUCUUCGCCGACAGAGAAUCGAAAGCACAAGCAGUUCCUUGAUGCUGCAUUGGAUUCAGCCAUCACGCUCGCAGCGCGAGAGCGAGAGGUUAAACGUCUAGACGAGAAUAAGGAGCGCCUGCUUUCCCAGAUCGAAGAGAUGAGUAUACCAGUUGGAGGAAGGGAAAGUCUGGAUGAGGUACAGACCUACGACCGCAACGUACGCACUGCCAAGGCUAUCUUCGACAAAGCCUGGGAGAUGUCGAAGCGCGACGCCGACAAGCGCUUCAAGGCGAUAACCCAAAGAACCGGCGCACUCAUCCGCAAUGCUAGUGCUGUCAGUGAGAGUCUAUUGAUGGAAGGCCUACAUGACGAUGGAGAAGGCUGGGGAGCUUUAUCUACUCAGAUGAAAGUACCGAGCUUGUCCGACGCAAUUGCCGCUUCUAAAAAGGGUAAUGUCAAGACUGGUCGAAGUGAGACGUCUAAAGUUACCGGCAUUCUCAACGGCAGUAGUGUAUCAAGCGGUGCUUAUAGCUCAGCCUUGGGUCCACGCUCGCCCCGCGACGCUCAUCCUCGCCCAGUGUCGCAGUACGACGAUCGAAUGAAACCGUCAUCAUCCCGCAACAGUGUGGAUGAUGUACGCCCGCGUCCCGACUUUCCUCGAGACACGAACGUCCAGCGACCAACACCUAUCCCGAAGCUAUACGGAGAAGCCUUCAAACUCGUUUGA
Alternaria postmessia is the source of this 711-nucleotide messenger RNA. RefSeq lists its product as uncharacterized. The record is from RefSeq and is a predicted model, not a curated record. The transcript has 3 exons. NCBI's taxonomy places the organism in Eukaryota, Fungi, Ascomycota, Dothideomycetes, Pleosporales, Pleosporaceae. The coding region runs from base 1 to 711 and encodes 236 amino acids.